Molecule: messenger RNA, 1047 nt
Organism: Coccomyxa subellipsoidea C-169
Lineage: Eukaryota; Viridiplantae; Chlorophyta; Trebouxiophyceae; Coccomyxaceae
Product: beta-aspartyl peptidase
Exons: 7
Coding region: 1-1047 (348 amino acids)
Molecular function (GO): beta-aspartyl-peptidase activity; hydrolase activity, acting on carbon-nitrogen (but not peptide) bonds
Source: RefSeq, a predicted model, not a curated record
AUGGAGCAGGCCGACCGCAUUGAAAGCCUGGCCUGCGAGGUCGUUAAUGCUGCAGGGUGCAUCAUAGUGCCUGGGCUCGUGGACCUCCAUGUCCACCUCAUUGGGGGAGGUGGCGAGGCAGGGCCGGCAUCAAGGACACCAGAGUGCCAGCUCAGCGAGCUGUUGGACGCCGGCAUCACAACUGUGGAGGCUCUUGUGGCCAAAUGCAGAGCGCUGAAUGCGGAGGGCAUAACAGCGUACCAUUGGGCCGGGUCUUACCGAGUACCACCCGCCACCGUGCUCGGCAGCAUCCAGCAGGACAUGUGCUUCAUUGAGAGCUGCGUGGGCGUCGGCGAGAUCGCCAUCUCUGACCACAGAUCCAGCGCACACACUCCGCAGGAGCUUGCGCGGAUUGCCAGUGAGGCGCGAGUGGGGGGUAUGCUCAGCGGCAAGGCAGGCCUGGUGCACAUACACACAGGCGCUGGGUCUACAAUGCUGGAGCCCCUGAGACAGGCGCUGGCUGUCAGCGAUGUGCCAAUAACCCAGUUCCUGCCAACGCACAUGGACCGUAACGGCUACCUCCUGCAAGAUGGCCUCAAGUGGAUGGAAGAGGGCGGCUGCAUAGACUUCACUGCGGGUGACAAUGCAAGAGUUUUUGUGACUGCAAUUUUGACUUCAACGGAGCACUUCCUCCCCAGCUGCUCAGUGUCGUCUGAUGCGUGUGGAUCGCUGCCAGUCUUUGACGAGAAGGGAAAGCUCUUGGAGUACAAGGUGGCAGAGCCAAAGGAGUUGCUACAGUGCCUGCAAUACUUGAUCAGGAUCGAUCAGAAGCCCAUGCGCAAGGUGCUUCCACUGUUCACAGAGAACCCAGCACGGCGCCUUAAGCUCCACAACAAGGGCAAGAUUGCUGUGGGCAUGGAUGCCGAUCUGUUGCUGCUGGAUUCGGAGACGCUGGAGCUGCACUCAGUGUUUGCUCGCGGGCAGCUGGUGAAGACCCCUGAGUGGACCCGAGGUGGUGCCUUUGAGAGGGGCCCCAACAUCCGCCCAUACGUGCUGCCAACAGACUGA